UUGAACACUACACAACACUAACAUCAACUAUGAACUUCUAUGGAUAGUCUUUGGUUUUGUACCAAUGACAUUUGGAGGGGGAGGGGGGGGAAGAGUUGCACUGGUAUUUAUGGUUUUUCAUUUAUUGAAUUUUUAUUUAUAUAUUAUAUAUUAACUAUGUGUGUUGUGUUUUAAGGUGUUCUGCUGCAUGUGAGAAUUUCAAUGUUCCAUUGUCAGUACCUAUGACAAUUAAACACUUGACUCUGAACCCAAGGAGCAGUCUCACCUGUGAAAUAGUUGCAACUCUCCCCUACUUUGCAGUGUUCGAUCAGCUCUCUUGUAUACUCAUGUGCUAAUUUCUUGUGUCUCACUCACUGUCCCCCAUUUCCCAUCUUGCAGUUUCAUUCAGUUUAAAUAAAAAUGUUUUUUCUCACUCUUCUUUCCAAAGUGCAGAACCUAUCAUUUUUCCACAUCACACCCCAUCUGCCAACUCCUUGCCCACUCACCGACUCUCACCGAUCCAUAUCCAACCAUGUGCUCUUUUUACCCACACAACAUGCAGAUCUUUGUGAAUUUAUAAGCACUGAUCCUUGUGGAUGGAGAGGGAGAAGUAGAGAAAUAAGCCGUCAUGAAAGUGGAAUCAAACUAACCCCACCCCCAGCUGAGAGUCACAGGAAUGCAAACAUGGCUUCAGUGUAUCAUAAUUAAUGAAAGUACUUAAAAAAAAAAAAAAGUGAUCCUUUCAAAGCAGCAAUUAUCUUAAAUGGAUGGAAAGAAAGAUUAUAGUCCCAGGCGAGCGAGCUCGUCUAAUUUGAUGCUAAGCCGCUGCACCUUUAUAAAGAGGGUUUAACAAACUCUCUGAGCGCCCACCGUGGACUAUGGUCAGUUAAGCCAGCUCCACAGAGUGAGGAGAACUGGCAGCAUUCUGCUCCAAUGGCUCCUGCUACCUCUUACAACGGGACCGUUGGUGCUUUUGAGGGCCCCCAAUGGCCACACUACGCCUCAAAGAGCACCUACAUGGUGGUGGCCACGCUGAUGGGGCUGGUGGUCUUCCUGGCCUCCUUUGUCAAUGGCCUGGUGAUCCUGGUGUCUCUCAAGUACAAGAAACUCCGUUCACCCCUCAACUACAUCCUGGUCAACCUGGCAGUGGCCAACCUGAUGGUCACUUUCUUCGGCAGCACGAUCAGCUUCUCCAACAACCUCCACGGCUACUUCACCCUGGGGAAGACCAUGUGUCAGUUCGAAGGUUUCAUGGUGUCUCUGACAGGUAUCGUGGGGCUGUGGUCGCUGGCGAUCCUGGCCUUCGAACGUUACGUGGUCGUCUGCAAACCCUUGGGUGAUUUCCGCUUUCAGCAGCGGCACGCGGUCUGGGGCUGCCUCUUCACCUGGCUCUGGUCACUGGUCUGGACGGCACCGCCUCUGUUCGGAUGGUGCAGUUACGUUACUGAGGGGCUACGCACGUCCUGUGGACCAAAUUGGUACACGGGUGGGACCAACAAUAACAGCUACGUGGUGGCCCUCUUCAUCACCUGCUUCAUGAUGCCCCUGAGCCUGAUCAUCUUCUCCUACUCCAGUCUGCUGGUGGUCCUCCGAGCCGUCGCUCAGCAACAGAAGGACAGCCAGAGCACGCAGCGCGCCGAGCGAGAGGUGUCCCGCAUGGUGGUCGCCAUGGUGAUGGCCUUCCUGGUCUGCUGGUUGCCCUACGCCACCUUUGCCAUGGUGAUUGCAAUUAAUAAGGACAUCGUGAUUCAGCCCACCCUGGCCUCCAUGCCUUCCUACUUCUCAAAGACCGCCACCAUCUACAACCCCGUCAUUUACGUCUUCAUGAACAAACAGUUCCGGACGUGCCUGGUGACCACCCUGUGUUGUGGCCGUGACCCGCUUGGUGGCAGCGAGGAGACCAGCUCCGGCUCCGCAGCCGGCAGCAACACCAAGACCAUCGCCCUGUCCGAGAGGGGCGGCAACAGAGUCUUGCCGGCCUGACGCCCGGCCAAUCGUACCGGCCGGCAGGAAAUGAGGGCGACUCACUCAGUUAUAAAGCCUGGCCGCCAUGGUCAAGUGGGGCUGAAUGGCCUGUUUGCGUGCUGUACGACUCUAUACCCUGACCCCUCCCCGUCCGUCUUCGACUUCCAAUUCAAGUAAUACCCUCUACCCUCUCCCCCUUUGCAGUGUCCCCACCUGGCACGCUCCCAUUUCCCCACCAUCUAUCACUCCCCCUUAUUCACACACCCUACUACUUUCCUCUCCUUCAUAGUUAUUUCCGAGUCCCCCUUUUCCCUUUUAUCCCCACACUCUCCCUCCCUCCUCCACCCCCUUUGCCUACCACCCACAUCCCUCCCUCCGGCUUUACAUUUCACUCUUCUCAAUUUCUGACAACCUUUUUGUCUUUGCUUCACCUCGUGCAUUAGUCACUUACUCCACCCAACUACCAAUUAUUCCCCUCACCUGUAACCACCUAUCAUGUGGUUAGUCCUGCACCCCCAUCCCUCUCUUCUUCAGAUUUCUCUCCCCAGACAGAUGACUUUUCUGGCCAGGACCCUUCUUCAGGCCCGAAAAGCCAUCUGACCAUUCCUUCCACAGAUGCUGCCUGACCGGCUGAGUUCCUCCAGUACUUUCUGUUUUUGCUCUAGAUUCCAACAUAUGCAGUCCCUUGUAUCUCCAUGUGGAAACGUCUGCAGUCAUCAGCCACCUCAUACCCACCAAACCAGAGUGGAAACAAGUCAGCCCUGAUCCUGAGGCACUGCCUACGAAGAGAAGAAGAAUAUAACUCGAGUGGGAUGUCUUUACUCAUACACUCUUUUUAAGAAAGGCGGGAGAGAGAAAACAGGGAAUUAUAGACCAGAUAGCCUGACAUCGGUGGUGGG
This is a messenger RNA of Amblyraja radiata (thorny skate), 2843 nucleotides long. Its product is annotated as pinopsin-like. Gene Ontology annotation, biological process: G protein-coupled receptor signaling pathway; phototransduction; visual perception. The record is from RefSeq and is a predicted model, not a curated record. Gene Ontology annotation, cellular component: membrane. NCBI's taxonomy places the organism in Eukaryota, Metazoa, Chordata, Chondrichthyes, Rajiformes, Rajidae. The transcript has 5 exons. Bases 913 to 1962 code for a protein of 349 amino acids. Gene Ontology annotation, molecular function: G protein-coupled receptor activity.